Megalopta genalis is the source of this 681-nucleotide messenger RNA. It is a transcript of the gene Polr3K, whose product is annotated as RNA polymerase III subunit K. The record is from RefSeq and is a predicted model, not a curated record. NCBI's taxonomy places the organism in Eukaryota, Metazoa, Arthropoda, Insecta, Hymenoptera, Halictidae. Gene Ontology annotation, molecular function: zinc ion binding; nucleic acid binding. Gene Ontology annotation, cellular component: RNA polymerase III complex. Gene Ontology annotation, biological process: DNA-templated transcription; termination of RNA polymerase III transcription.
GAUCCGUUAGCGAGGAUCGGUAUAGAAAUUUUCUUUGCAAAAAUGUGCAGAAAUAGAUCCCAUUAUUAUAAUCCCAUUAUUAUACAUGCGUGAUUUUAUUACACUGUAAUCAGUAAGAUGUUAAUGUUUUGUCCGACUUGCGGUAAUGUAUUACGAGUAGAAGAAGCUCUGGGCGGACUACGUUUCGCUUGCAACACGUGUCCUUAUAUUUUUAAUAUAGCAAGAAGGUUAAGUAGUCGCACGUAUCCAAAGCUGAAGGAAGUAGACGACGUUUUAGGUGGAAGCGCGGCUUGGGAGAACGUGGACUCCACAGAGGAAAGGUGUCCGAAAUGUGCUCAUAACCGGGCGUACUUCAUGCAGAUACAAACACGAUCAGCGGAUGAGCCUAUGACAACAUUUUACAAAUGUUGCAAUGCUCAAUGUGGUCACAAUUGGCGCGAUUAAAGGUGCUGUUUAGCCCUAUGUACAUUGGAAAAAGUUAUAUAUCCAGCAUGGAGAGCUUAGGUCCAAUAGCAUUUAUUGCGGAAGGUGCUAGCGAGGAGUUGAAACAGUUGGAAUCCUCAUCCAAGCAUUGGAUAUGCAAAGGAAAAAGAAGUAUAUCGGUGGCUGUUAAAUUAAUUCGAGACGGUAAAGUCGUGGCACUUAGAACAGACACAGUAUAUGGUCUAGCUUGUUCUGCAC